GACAUAUUUUUCAAUCAACAAAUAUAUUAGCACCCUGUUUCUGUCCUGAGGUAUUCUGAACUAUAUCACAAAAAUGUUGUGGUACAUUGGGUUGAUGCACAGUGACUAAGAAAAUCUCUCUAGUACGUUGGACACGUAGAGAGGAACCAGACUUACCCAGCCCAGUCCUCUUCUAGCUGUGCUGGGUAUCGAUUAUAGGAGUACAAGAUUAUAAUUUAAAUGUUUGCAUGUCCAGAGUCAAUAAACAGAAUUAAACUCGAAUUCUACUCGAAUCCAGAUACUUUCCCCAGUAUUUGUUGAUUCCGUGCAGAUACACAAUCAUUAGUAAAUAAUUUUGUAACGUAUUGGCCGAUUUUUUUAUUUGAGUUUUCAAAAUAAUCGCAGAUCACCGAGCCAAAUUAACAGCUCUUUUCAACAAGGCUACACUCCAAUCCGCUAGGUGGCAUCGGGGCUGUUCAUUUGCUAACUAAAUACCGACGGGGGUAACGACACCGAAGUUGUUUGGUGUUGAACAAGAUGUAUGAAAUAUCCUCGGAUGAGAACGAAUUUGAAGACUGGUUUAUUGAGUCUUUGAAAAUAUACAGUAAUAUUCACGAAUAUCAACUAGAACAUCCUACAAGAGUAAUUGAAUGGACUGGAGAAAAAAAUGUAUGUGUCGCAGGUUACAAUUUAUCAAAAAAUGAAAUUUUAGAACUGCUGUUGCCCCUCAAACUCUUUGCUGAUGACAAUCAGGGUCUUUGUGCAGAACGAGAUUUCAAAGUGGUACAUGGAGGUUUCACAGAUGGUUCCAUUCAUUGCCUCAAACACAUUCCAGGAACAAGAUGUGUCGUAACCAAUGAUGGCUCCAGCUCCAAGCUCCAGGUGUGGGAUGUUGGAGGAGAUGAUUGUGAUGUGAUAAAAAAGACAGGAGAUAUACACCUGAAGACUGCAUCAUUGGAUAAAGGUGUGAAAAUAGACUCGCCAUUAACUGGAAAUGCCUCAGUUCUUCACGGCUCUCAGGUCAAUGAUAUUCAACUGACUGAGCUGACAUCAGGGACGCCGCUCUACACUCUGGGGACAGACAUUCCAGAUGUACUGAGCUCCCUGCGGUUUGUGAGUGGAAGUGUAUUUCUCGCUUGUUCCGUCAACGGUGACGUGUAUGUGGGAGACACCCGGAGUCCUUCAUACCUCCAGAAGAGCCCAGCUGGAGGGAGAGAGGGAAACCACUGGUGCAUGGGUGUUAGGGCAGAUUCGUCCCUGCCUGAACCAUCCUCCUGUAGUGUGGCACGGCUCUCGUCCUCCUGCCAAGCGGUCGUGUCUGACCUUAGGAACCUAAAAAGCCCAGUCUGUCAAGCCCAGCUGAAUGUCCAGAGGAAAACUACCAGUGAUGAAUUCCUGAUUGUUACAUGGGCACCAGCUUUAGACAACUGUCUUGCUGUUUCAGGUUUUGACGGAAUGGUGCAAAUCUACAACACUGCGUCUUGGAGACCAGAAUUAAUGGAAUUCCAGCCUAUUUUUAUUCAUCGCGGUCAUAUGAUGUCCGAUGCUCAUUUUGACACCUCGUCAUCUGUGGUCACCACUCAUGUGUGGCAUCCUAGUCGACCGUGGACGGUGCUUUCUGCUGCUGGAGAUGGAUCUGUACAUGUUUGGGACUGGGUUGACAACACCACUGCCAGCUGUUGACAUUCCAACACACUGCACCAGUGUUAAUCAUAAAAGCAUCUUUAGACGUUAGCUGUGGUCUUUUCUUUUUCCAUAAUGUAAAUAUGUUCAUUUUCCAAAUCUUAUGUUAACUUAUUCAUACUGUUCUACAGUAUGAACACAUUUCCAUUAUUUGAGGUAUUCUGAAAUUGUACUAUUGUAUUUGACAAGGAAUGUUGUUCGUUUUUGUUACACAUUUGAUAAAAUGAUUAUGAAGAAC
Messenger RNA from Esox lucius (northern pike), 1900 nucleotides. It is a transcript of the gene wdr73, whose product is annotated as WD repeat domain 73. NCBI's taxonomy places the organism in Eukaryota, Metazoa, Chordata, Actinopteri, Esociformes, Esocidae. Gene Ontology annotation, molecular function: protein binding. Gene Ontology annotation, cellular component: spindle pole; cytosol. Bases 517 to 1662 code for a protein of 381 amino acids. The record is from RefSeq and is a predicted model, not a curated record. The transcript is spliced from 8 exons. Gene Ontology annotation, biological process: cytoplasmic microtubule organization.